CCCACCCGCCGGCCCCGCACAUCGCGCCGCCGCCCCCAGCACGUCCCAGCCGGCCGCCCCUCCAAUCUCUCUCUGCUCCUGGAUGGCCGCCCAAUGACGCAGCCCUGCAAACCGAAAUCACCGAUCUGAGUCGGGCGGAUCGAAGGGCCGCCACUCGGUGCUAUCUCCGCCCACGGCCGUCACCGUUCCAUGCUCCGAUGACUUCUCCCCCGAAGGUCACAUCGAGCAGGUACUCGCUUCUGCUUAAACCCUCUUCUCUGCUUGGUCUUCUGCUAGCGCUGGUGCUGGUUCGCUCUGUUCUAGGUGCUAUGCUUCAAUCCAUGGAUGAAGAUUCUAGGCGAUCCUGGCCGAUGCUAUUUACUAGCCGAUUCAAUCCAUGGAGUUCCUUGCCCAUCCAUUUAAUCCAUGGCCGAUCCAAUUGAUGGUGAGUUCUGGCUGAUCCAUGGAUUAAAAAAAUUCAUGCCCAAUCAGUCCAUUCAAAUAGUGUUUAGGGUUCAAUUUUCUGGUCAAUCCAAUUGAGGGUGUGAAUAAUCCAGCUGGUCCUUACAUGUCAAUCCAGGCCAUGAUGUUCAGCUUACAUACAUGUUGAUCCAGUUGCAUUGUUGGACUGAACCAAGUAUUUGUUCGUCAUGCCACUUUAAACCAAGCCAUGUGUGGAUUGAAACUCAUUGAACUUGAUGUGUAAAUCUAUUUUUUUCUGCCUCCUGCAUCCAUUUGUGCAGUUCUCGUGGUGGUGGCUGCAGCGUAUUGAGCAUAUAAAUUAUUUUCCAUUGGCAAAAAGAAAAACAUGUUUGCUUUAUAUGAAUUAUGUUUAUCUGGACUGGUGGUGAGAUGUUUUGGCCUUGGAAACUAAGUGUGUAUAUAUUCAAUUGCUGUUUUUUCUGGAGCUACGUCUAUGGGAGAAAAACACUUGAUUGCAUAUGUGGUGGCAAAAUAGAGCUUUGAUUUUUAUGAUGCAUUCUGUUCUUCCUUUAUUUAAUUCAUGAUUAUAUAUAUAAUGCAUUCUGCUCUCUAUCUAUCUUUUUACAUAUAUACACAGUCACUUCCAUGAUUUGUUUGCCAAGUUCGGCUAGGCGCCGAUUAAUCGGCGAUUAGGCGCGAUUACUCGCUAGGCGAAGCCCGUCGCGUCGUUUUGGCCCUAGGCGAGCGUCUAGGCAUCCGGCGGCGACGAGGCGGUGCGGAGGCGGCGCGGAAGCGGGCGAAUCGCGCGACUAGGCGGAUGCGCCAAGGGAGGCUCGAAAAAAUCGCCUCGCGGGCGAGCGCUCGAAGAUUUCCCGCUCGGCGCGCGGCCGCGCGCGCAUUUGCUCAGCUCGCCAAGGAUUCCCCUGUCCCGCCUGCCAUUUGCUCGGCCUGCCGGUCGAGCUCCUCCCUGCUGCUCGUCCCCGCCGGUCAGGCGACGCUGCUGCUCUUCCCCACCGGUGGAGGUCGUCGCCACUGCUCGCCCCCGCCGGUCGAGCUCGUCGGUUGUCGCCGCUGCUCGUCCUCGACUCGCGCGGCACCUGGAAUCCAGACGGGCGACGGCGCACGCUGCUCCUCCUUGCCAGCCACGGGCCAUCCAAGGAUGUCGAUGUCAGAAGCCGCAACUGCACAUGAAACUGAAACAGAGGGAGUGAAUCUCCUGAAAAGGAAUUCAGAUGAUGUUGGAUGGGAAUAUGGUGUUCUUGUUGAUGCUAACAACAAAGAGAAGGUGAAGUGCAAGUUCUGUGACAAAGAGAUGAGGGGAGGGAUUUAUAGGUUGAAGGAGCAUCUGGCCCAUGUUGGAAAGAAUGUGAAGAAAUGCACUGCUAGAACACCCCAAGCUUUGGAAGCUAAAGAGAAGUGCAAGAAAGCACUAGAAGAUGCAACGAGGAAGAGGGAGGAGAAGACUGUUCGUGAGCUAGAACUUAGAGAGGAAGUUAAUGUAUCUAGAGUUGGAGAGUCAGAUGAAGUCACUUGUGUUGGAAGUUCACAGCCUCAUAAAUUAGGACCAAUUGACAAAUGGACACGUGCUAUUGAUCCUAAAGCUACCAAUGCUGAUUCUUUGAAGCAACAACAGCUGAACAAAGAACUGUGGAAAGAAAGAGUUCAUGAGGUGCAUAAGUUUAUUGCAAGAUGGGCCUAUAAUCAUGCAAUACCUUUCAAUGCAUGUGACAAUGAUGAGUUCAAGCAAAUGUGUGAAGCAAUUGGACAGUUUGGUCCAGGACUUGUACCUCCAUCUCAAGAUGCAUUGCAAGGGAGUUUGCUGGAAGAAGAAUAUGCAAGAACCAAGAGUUUGCUGCAGGAACGUGAAGCCGAGAAGAUGAAAAAUGGGUGCUCUAUUAUGACUGAUGCUUGGUCAGAUAGGAAGAGGAGAAGCAUAAUGAAUAUAUGCACUAAUUGUGCUGAUGGAACCUCCUUCAUCAGCUCAAACAUGUGAGAGGUUGUGUGAACUCAUCAAUCCUGUCCACUGAGGAUCAUAUGUCAUACAUGUGAGAGGUUGUGUGAACUCAUCAAUCCUGUCCACUGGGGAUCUCAAAACAUUAUCUAUUUCACUAAGGACAGUUGAAUUGGAUGGCAAAUGGAUUAUUAUGAAGAACUGAGAUAGUGUGGCCAAUGCGGCUGUUCCAUUAGAGCUGGUAUGCUUCUUUCAUGUGGCUGCUCUAUUGAGCUGAUAUGUUUGUUUUCUCUGAGCAAAGCUACUUUCCUUCUUACUUUAUCAUGGUCACCAUGUAUUCCAAUUGGGAUAUCUUUUCUUUAUGUCGUACUGGAAAACAAUUUGUAUUGAUGAUCUCAAUGUUAUCAACAAAGUUUUCUUGUCUUGAAAGUUGAAACAUCUUUGCAAGCAUAUAAUGCUAUUCUCGAAACCUCUCAUAUGAUUCUUUGUUUAGACUAUGUGCCAUGCCGUUUUGUUUUUCUAGUUCGAAUUAUAAUCACAGAAUCAAGCUGAUGCAGGUUCAGUGUCAAGUUUGACUAAAAUCUUCUCAAUUUUCAGUUUUACUGGUAUAUCUCUAUCACAUAUUUUGAACAUACUUGAAGUUGUGGGGAAUAAUAGAGUAGGAUUAUAUUGGAAGGCUGUAAAAGAAACAACUCUGAAGCCAUGCAUUUUCUAUAUAAUCAAUUUAUUACUAUAUAUAAUCAGUUGGAAAUUUAGACUGACAUAUAUGGGUAGAUCUAUGCACACAUGUUGGGUACAGGAGAAGAGCUAUAAGCCUGCAUGUCCAUGAUUUUUCAAUAUGCUGCUGAAGAGACCUUGAACGCGACUUAUCAACCUGAUUCAAAAGAACAGUUUUGGAGCUGCGUGAGGCUGAUGACCACAUGGUGCAAGAUAUACUCUGGAGAUCUUCAGGCACAUUGUUAGUUCCAGGCAUCAGGUAUUGCUUUUAUAUUUACCAGAUAGAUUGGUUCCUGUCAUCAUCUUUAAAAGCACCACAUAUAUAUUACUCCGAGUAGUCUUUUAGAGGAGUUUUGAUGAUGUCAUUAUCUGAGCCACAUAGACAUUUUUUCUUUGGCGUCUACAAGGUACUCCUUGGUUGUGAUGUUUAGCUUAAUUUCUAGAAGCAUUUUGGAUGGGUGCAUGCAUAGAACUUUCUGAUUCAAUUUAAUUAACCUAUAUCCCUUUCAACUGGUGUUGUAAUGUUUCCAGUACGCUAAAAUAGUAUAUAUAUUAUAGAUAGCGAGCAGGAUACAUGGUAUAGGCAAUUCAAGCUUUCCCUUUGCUAGAUUAGUUAUUUAUAUGCUUGUACUGUUGUACACAUACAUUGAAGUCAACUAACUUCUGCGUUUUAGUGGAUCUUGCAUUCCUCUCUACCUGUUUUUUAACGCUGGAUCCAAGGCAAAAAUGCUCCUAGCACAUCGCUGAAGAUUUUUCUUAAUAUUUUGUUCACUUUCCAUUAAUUCAUAUAUAUAAUUGAAUGUGAUUCGUGUACGUGCUUCCAAUCCUAUUUUUUUGAUAUAUAAAGGGUUUGAGCCAAUUCCCUCAGUGCCACAAAAAUUUGUAUAGCUUCCUUCAGUGCCACAAUUUUUUGUGAAAUCCCUUCAGUACCAUGUGAUUUAAUUAAAUGAUUCUUUCUUGUAAAAUGCUCUGCAAGUUUCAGUAGAAUCAGGCUACCAACUAUGACUGUGUGAUUAAAUUAAGUGUUGUUUCUUUCUUGUAAAAUGCCCUGCUACUGCCCAAGUGCCCAUUUUCCAGCAUCAAAGUUUUACCCUCAAAACUUAGUUAGGAAACCUUCUCUGUUAUAUUGGGUAAUUCCAAGAACCGAGCAUACUCACUUUGUAUAGUCCCAGGAGGCCACCCACGUAGCCUUAACCUGGGUGCUUGCAAAACGUGUGUACCUCUCUGAGAACUGCUUUCAGCGAGUUUCUUGGUCAGCCAUGGUUCGGUACUCCCCUUAUUGAGACAGAGCGAGGGAGAUCUCAUCUCGCCAUUGUCAAAUUUUGUAAUGACUUCACAGUUAAUGCAUGCUUCAUAGUUUACUGGCACGUAUCUUGUCCACCCAUGUUUUCUAUUCAGUUCCUUUUCCCCUAAUGGGUUGCUACUUUCAUGGGUUCAUGUGGGUUACAUUGGUAGAUUUACUUGCUUAUGGAUUUUGAGGAUGAAAGAAUUUUCUGCUCCUAUCUUCCUGAACACUGAGUUCAUGUGCUGCGAAGGAUCAGCCAACACAUGGGUCUGACUGUCUGAGUACUUGUGGUUUAGGGGAGGGACACCAUGUUAUACAGUCGUCCGACUAAUCGCGAUUAGUCGACCUUAUCGCUCCGCUGGCUUCGAUAAGUGAAACGACUAGCUUUUGUCGAUCAGAUGUCUGAUCGUCCGACUAAUCGUCGCCUAAUCGCGAUUAGUCGUCCGACUAGCUACUUGGACGAUCAGGCCAAAACCAAAAGAUGUCCAGCAGACCAGAACUCCAGCCCGCCGCCUGUACUGGGCUCAAUUAGGCCCAUUAGCCAUUAGGGUUAGGUUAACUAUAUAACUUGCACCAUUAGCCAUUAGCCAUUAGCCAUUAGGGUUAGGUUAACUAUAUAACUUGCACCAUUAGCCAUUAGCCAUUAGCCAUUAGGGUUAGGUUAACUAUAUAACUUGCACCAUUAGCCAUUAGCCAUUAGCCAUUAGCCUGUACUGUGUGGGACAAGAAUAUGGAGUUCUGGACAGUUCAAACAUCAAAUCUCACAAGUGUCACCAAACUGACUAUCAUUGUGGUGUUCCUGCUUGCUAUAUAGUAUAUAAGUACAUAUACAUGUACAUAUAUGUCAUGGGAUAUAUAGGACGACUAUAGCGACGACUAGGACCGACUAGGGUCGACUAAUCGACCUGAUCGACGACUAGUCGCGACUAGUCGCCUUAUCGGUGCCAUGGCGACUAGGUUUGAUUAGACGACUGUAUAGCAUUGGGAGGGAGGCGAUUCAGAAGGUCCAUGCAGCUACACAGAGGUAAGAUUGGACUCAAUUUUUUUCUUGUGACAUCUACUCGUGGUCUAUUUUUGCUGAGGUUCAAUGGUGGCCGCAAACCUUAUUUUUAUUGCACAUCGUAAGAUUGGACUCAAUUUUUUUCUUGUGACAUGUUCUAAUCCUCUUUUCUCCCUUGCAAAUGUGUGUAUGUUUCCAGCCGAUCCAAUCGAUGAUGUGCGUGCAUUCAAAAGUUUAUGGUUCAAACAAUAUAUUGCUGACCAGUACUCCUGGGAGGACCUAAUCGAUAGUGGUCUUUGAACAAGUUGAUUUUUUAAAAGAUCUAGAAAUUGAUAGAUAUACUUUGAAACCUAAGGUAGAUAUGAAUAGUAACAAAAGAUGCCUUCUGCAUUGUAGAACUUACUAAUGAUAGCAAUCAACCUUUUAUUUUAGAAUGGUUAUGUUAUAGGAAGAUUCUGCAGAGCAAAAUUUUGUUAUGAAAUCUAAGAGAAAUAAAGAAAAGCAGAAAAUAGCUGAUAGAUUUAGAUGUUGGUUCUAAACAUUAGGAAUAAGGGAUCAUCAUUAACUUUGCCAUAUCGUUUUCUUGCUUGACUGUCGUAGCCUGUCACACGAGUGCUUUCCUUAUCUGUGAAUUAUUGCAAAUCUUUUGAAACAAAUAUUGAUUCCAGUGCUUUAUGUACUUGGUGAUCUAAUUUUGAAGUUAAGUGAUAGGUGUAUAUGAUGCAUGUCCUCAUAGAGGAACUAUAUGUUGCAGGUUUGGCAGCCAAAGCAAUUUGUGUCAGUUUUACAAGAAGAAAACUGGUUGUUGGUUCACUAUCUUCCUGAUACAUUACUGUCAGGUUUUGUGUAGUAAAAGUUUGAUUGUAGAUUAGUACAACUACUGUUACAGAAGGUUGCCACCAUCUAAAGAUCAUGGUUAUUAUGCCACCCAUAUGGAGUGGGGGUGGAGAUGCUUAGCUCUAGACUACAUUGGCUGCUUGCUGUUGGUGAUGGCAGCCUUGAUCAAUGAAAGCAGCAUGUGGACCUUCAAGGGAAUAAUUGAAAGGAAGUGCACAAGAGCAGAAGUUGUAGAGUGCUUCAUCAUUCAAACGGCAUCCAAGAAAUGAACUUGAAGGCUGGCCAAAUUAGUUAAGCAGGACAUAAGCAUAAUGACUCUAGAGUGCUGAUGGCAAAUGACAUGAUAUUAAGAGGUUCGAGAGAAUGGCAAGAUGAUCUAGAAAAGGAGGAACUAUAUUGGGGCAUUUGUGUUCUUACCCUUACUUUGAAGUGUAAUUGUGAUUUUGCCAUUAUUUUUCUAACUUUGUGAUUUUGCCCUUUACUAUUCACAAAUCAGUGCGAUUUUACCCCUAGUCAAUGGUCAAAACAGGGGCAAAUACAUAAAGAUUAAGGGCAAAAUCACAACAACUUGUGAAAAAUGAAGGACAAAAUCAAAAAGUUAAAAAAAUGAGGGCAAAAUCACAAUUGCACUUCAAAGCAGGGGUAGGAACACCAAAAAACCUAUAUAUUUAUAUGUAUUUAUUUGGUUCAGAAACUAAUUUGAAAGAGGUAUGUAUGGUUGGCCACUGCUGAUUUUGAGGAGGGAUAUGCGAUCUUUCAUGGAUUGAAAUUGGUCCUGACGUUUCACUGAUGGGAACA
This is a messenger RNA of Panicum virgatum (switchgrass), 6990 nucleotides long. RefSeq lists its product as uncharacterized. The transcript is spliced from 6 exons. Lineage: Eukaryota; Viridiplantae; Streptophyta; Magnoliopsida; Poales; Poaceae. Gene Ontology annotation, molecular function: DNA binding. The record is from RefSeq and is a predicted model, not a curated record. Bases 1220 to 2395 code for a protein of 391 amino acids.